CUGUCAAACUUUCUUCACCGCACAACACUCUAAUACAAAUUAUUAUUUUCUAUUUAUUCACCGAACGAAGAUCUCAACUCCACAAACAAUCCAACCCUUUCAAACAAUUUUUUGUUUUUGUUUUCUGAAGAAUCUUUUUUUUUUUGUUUUAAAUGAUGAAACUAAAGCAAACCAACGUGAUGUUUAUGGUGUUAGCCCUAGUCUCGGCAUUGGUUUUCCUACAAUCAGAAGCUGGUAAUUAUUGUCCGACAGAAAAUAUAAAUAGCAUACCAGGAUGUUUCGAUGCGUUGAAAUUAGCAUCAGGCAAAGAUUACAGAAGGCUAACAAGAGGUUGUUGCAGAGCAGUCUUUUCAGUAAUCCCUGAUACUUGCUUCUUGCUUCUCUUUCCUGGCAAAGCUUACCCUAUUAAGAUGUUCAGAAACAUUUGUCUUAAUGUUAAUUAUGUUUCUGCUGCUUCACCUUUUUAAUGUUUUAUGUAUCUAUUUAUUAAUGAUAAUAAUAUAUUUAUAAUGAAUCAAACUUUCUUUUUAAUAUUCUCAUUCAUAUUUUAUUUCACUAAUUUAUACACAAAUACAUACUAUCCUUGAUAGUAUCCACAUAACUGAUGCACAAAUCAAUUUCUUUAGUCACAAACCUUCUUCACACAUCUCUGUAAGUCAUAUAUAUAAGAAAAUCAAGUGCAAUACGCACACAGCUAAUUCUAAUCAAUACAUACUAACGGCGCUAGAUUAAGUGGCGAGGAUGUAUUGAUGCGGUGAGAUUAGUGGCGGAUAAAGAUAUCAGAUGAGCUACCAAGAUACUGUUACAGAGCAGUGAAAACACUUGCCUCUUGAUUUGUUUAUCCAGAUAAAAGGCUUACACUACUAUUAUCUUCAAAAACAUUUGUGUUAGUUAUAUAUCUUUGGCGUACCUAAUGAUAUAACUAAUCAAAAUGGUAUCUGUGUGUUUCAAUGUACUGUGGUGCUUCGCUGUUGCUUAAAGUCCCAUGUCCAUCUUGUUUCUCUGGUCUUAAAUGGCUAUCAUGUUUCAUGGGCAGACAAUGAAUCAGGAAACCAUAUUAUCCGAUUUUUUUAAACCAUAUUAUCCGAUUUAGUUCGGGUAUUUUGUAUCCAAACUAUCCAAAUAUACCAAGAAAUAAUCAAAAAUAUUCAUUAGAUACAGUUUUGUUUGAGUAUUUCUAUUAAAACUAUCUUAUUUUAUCUGAAAAUACAUAAAGUAGUGAAAAUAACUAAUAUAUUUAAUUUAUCAUUUUAAUUUAAAUUAUUAUAAGUAUAAUUAUAACUAAUAUUUUACAUAUAUAUAUUUACCUUUCGAAUAUUUUCGGAUGGUCCGAGUUGGGUUCGGUAUGGAUUCUUCAUAUAUAGCAAUUUAGAACCGAUCCGUUUUUUUUUCCCCAGCCGUAACCAAAACAUUAAGCCUCCUAAACAACAGUUAUAUCCCUUAAUAGGCCUUUUACUAAAGAAAACCCGUUUUAACAUAAAGUUGAGUAGGUUUCUUCUUACAUGCAUGCUUACUAGAAUUGGGCCUUCUGAAAGACCAUAUAGGACCCCCAGUAAUCGCUAGGGCUUCCUCGUUAAAACGGACGUCGCCGCUUGCAAGAGACCUUUAAAUACGAACCAUCUCUCCUCUGUUUCAUCAAGUACUACUCAAUAACUGGUUCUCCGUUCAGUUCUCUUUAUUCGUGUUCAGUAUGUUUAGUGUUUACUUCUGUUCUUUGGUUUGAAUUCUCUCUUUUAGUAUAAAUUGAAAAACAGAUCAGAUGAUGAGCUAAUACUGCAACAAUAUGAUCUUCAUGAUUCUUAGUAUUUAAGUCUCUGAUGAUCUAUCAACAUUUUUUCUCUCUCUCCCUUUUGCUAAUCUUUUUCUUCUUUGAUCUUGUCAGAUUGUGUAUCUUCUUAAUUUGAUUUUCCUUGUUUUCGAUAUAUAUAUAUAU
Messenger RNA from Brassica napus (rape), 1933 nucleotides. RefSeq lists its product as uncharacterized. The record is from RefSeq and is a predicted model, not a curated record. NCBI's taxonomy places the organism in Eukaryota, Viridiplantae, Streptophyta, Magnoliopsida, Brassicales, Brassicaceae. The transcript has a single exon. Bases 153 to 467 code for a protein of 104 amino acids.